This is a messenger RNA of Amborella trichopoda, 3197 nucleotides long. It is a transcript of the gene DEX1, whose product is annotated as defective in exine formation protein (DEX1). NCBI's taxonomy places the organism in Eukaryota, Viridiplantae, Streptophyta, Magnoliopsida, Amborellales, Amborellaceae. Gene Ontology annotation, molecular function: protein binding. The record is from RefSeq and is a predicted model, not a curated record.
GAUCCGAAUCCGUCAUGUUCGCAGCUCCAUCAGAAGGAAAUCCCCCUCCGAUCGGCCAUUUUAGACUUUAAUCUCUCUCUCUCUGCUAUUUUAGACUUCAAUUUCUCUCUCUCAGGUCAUCGCAGUUUACUUUCUUCUGGACUCUACCCUAACCCUGCUUGGUCCUCCACUUUUUAGAUCUGAUGAAACUCGUAGACAAAUUUUUGCUGUGCUGGUUUAUUUUAUUGACCUUAACAGCCUCCAUUUGCGAUGGCGCUGGAUCGAACCCUGAUGGUUCGACUAAGAACAAGUUCAGGGAGCGCCAAGCUACUGAUGAUAACUUGGGGUAUCCCAAUAUAGACGAAGACUCUCUGUUAAACUCCACUUGUCCUAAGCAUGUAGAAUUACGGUGGCAGGCAGAGGUCAGCUCAAGCAUAUAUGCAACUCCUUUAAUCGCUGAUAUAAAUAGUGAUGGCAAGCUUGAUGUUGUAGUUCCUUCUUUUGUUCAUUACUUGGAAGUAUUGGAGGGUUCAGAUGGAGACAAAAUGCCAGGAUGGCCUGCUUUCCACCAAUCAACCGUUCAUGCCAGUCCUCUUCUUUAUGAUAUUGAUAAGGAUGGCGUAAGGGAGAUUGCUUUAGCUACCUACAAUGGUGAAGUUCAUUUUUUCAGGGCCUCUGGCUACCAAAUGACAGAAAAAUUGGAGAUUCCUCGCCGGAAAGUUCGAAAAGAUUGGUAUGUGGGCUUGCAUCCUGAUAUAGCAGAUCGUUCGCAGCCAGAUGUCCAUGAUGAGGCUCUUGUUCAGGAUGCGGCCGAUAUGAAGAAAACAUCAAAUAUGAAUGAAAGCAUGGGUGCUUCAAACGUCACCAGCAAGUCUUCCACAAACAAGUCUGAUACCUCAAAAGAAGGGCAACAAAAUGCCCCUUCAACAGAACAGAAUCAUAUAGAUAAUAAGACAAUGAAUCCAGUCUCUACGGGCACCAUUUCUUUAAACACUAGCAUAUCAGAACAUGCAACACAUUCCCAGAGGCGUCUCCUUCAAGUUUCAGAAUCUAAAGGUUUUCAGGAGGGUGGUUCUGGGUCUAACAUUAAUGCCGGUGAGAAUAAUGGUGGAAAUGAAGCAACUGUGGAAAAUGAUGAGACUUUGGAGGAUGAUGCUGAUGCAUCAUUUGAUUUAUUCCGAGAUGGAGAAGAGGAGCUAGCUGAUGAGUACAAUUAUGAUUACGAUGAUUAUGUUGAUGAGACUAUGUGGGGCGAUGAGGACUGGACAGAAGGAAAACAUGAAAAGAUAGAGGAUUUUGUGAAUAUUGACUCACACAUCCUUUGUACUCCAGUCAUUGCAGAUAUCGACAAUGAUGGCGUGUCAGAAAUGGUUGUUGCAGUAUCGUACUUUUUUGAUCACGAGUACUACGACAAUCCGGAUCAUCUGGCAGAAUUGGGUGGUAUAAAUAUAGGCAAAUAUGUUGCUGGUGGCAUUGUUGUUUUCAAUCUUGAUACAAAGCAAGUCAAGUGGUUCGCACCGCUAGAUUUAAGCACAGAUACUGGAAAAUUCCGGGCGUAUAUUUAUUCUUCUCCUACUGUGGUUGAUUUGGAUGGAGAUGGAAACUUGGACAUUAUUGUGGGGACUUCUUUUGGCUUGGUCUAUGUUCUAGACCAUCAUGGCAAUGUAAGAGAGAAAUUUCCUCUGGAAAUGGCUGAGAUUCAGGGCCCAGUUGUGGCAGCUGAUAUUAAUGAUGAUGGUAAAAUUGAACUAGUAACGGCAGAUACCCAUGGAAAUGUUGCGGCAUGGACUGCUCAAGGAGAUGAAAUUUGGGAAGUGCACGUGAAGAGCUUAAUUCCACAGGGUCCCACAGUUGGUGAUGUUGAUGGUGAUGGUCAUACUGACAUUGUGAUUCCGACAAUAUCAGGGAAUAUAUAUGUCCUUAGAGGAAAAGAUGGGUCAAUAGUCCGUCCAUUUCCUUAUCGUACCCAUGGAAGAGUGAUGAAUCAUGUAUUACUCCUCGAUCUAAGCAAACGAGGCGAGCAACGAAAGGGCUUGACUCUUGUCACAACUUCAUUUGAUGGUUAUCUUUACCUCAUUGAUGGCGCUACAGCAUGUGCAGAUGUUGUAGAUAUUGGUGAAAUCUCAUAUUCCAUGGUCCUGGCUGAUAAUGUUGAUGGUGGAGAUGACCUUGAUCUUAUUGUGACAACAAUGAAUGGAAAUGUCUUCUGCUUUUCUACUCCUGCUCCCCAUCACCCUCUGAAGGCUUGGAGAUCACCUAAUCAAGGUAGAAAUAAUGUAGCUCCUCGCCACAACCGUGAAGGAAUAUACAUCAAACAUGGAUCACGGGGUUUCCGGGAUGAGGAAGGCAGUGACUUUUGGGUGGAGAUGGAGAUUGUCGACAAAUAUAGAUUUCCUUCGGGCUCUCAAGCACCUUAUAAUGUCACGACCACGUUGCUGGUUCCCGGUAAUUACCAAGGACCGAGACAGAUUAAGCAUAACCAGAUCUACAGCCAGCCUGGAAAGCAGCGGAUCAAGCUCCCGACUGUGAAUGUUCGAACCACUGGCACAGUGUUGGUUGAGAUGGUGGACAAGAAUGGCCUCCACUUCUCAGAUGAGUUUUCUCUCUCUUUUCACAUGCAUUAUUAUAAAUUGUUGAAAUGGCUUAUGGUCCUUCCAAUGCUUGGUAUGUUCGGUGUACUUGUAAUUUUUCGGCCACAGGAAGGUGCAGCGUUGCCUUCCUUUUCGAGAAACACGGAGCUCUAAAAACAUGAUGUUGUUGUUGAGGCUGUGUUAGCAAUGUUUUAUAUGGAGUUUUGAAGGGAUAGGCUUGCUAAUGAAGAAAGUUUCUACCAUUUGACUUGAGAGAGAGAGAAAGAGAAAGAGAGCGAGAAAUAGAGAGUUGUAAUUUCUUUGAUUAUAGAAAAUACUAACUGAACAUGGUGAAUAAUUGCUGUCGUGAACAGUCUAAUUCAUGGGUGAUCGUACUUGUGGACAUUGGAGAGAGCGAGAGGAAGGGAAGGACGGAAUGGGGGUGGGGCACGGGUGGUUAGGGGGGCGGAUGCCUGGACAUAGCGUCCUGCCCUUCCAUUCCCACCAUUGAUAUAUGUUGUUUUUUGAUUUGAUCGUGCUCUUAGAUCGAUGCAAAUCCGAGUGUAAACAGUAUGUCUCAAAGCGGGAGAGAGAGAGAGAGAGGCAAUUUCUUCAAUUAUAGGAAGCUUGAGUAACAAAUCACAACAA